UCAACCUCAGUGGGUGCAUUCCAAAUUAUUACUAGCAAAACUUUAUAAAUUUCACAUGUGCGUUAACACUAAUCUACAACUGUUUUUGCUUUGCCAAAAUUCACCAUUCUUAGUUUAACUUCAUUAGAAAUUUGAACAAGUUAAUUAGUUUUUACACAUUAUUCUGACGUCAUAUGGUGAUAAAGAUAACAUAGAAAAAGAGAGAAGCAAUACUCACUGUGUUGGUUUCUUGCAGAUAAGAUAAAUGAAUAUCUUCAUGUUUUAACGGUAGACUGUUUUAAAAAAAUUCAAAAUGAAUUUAUGUUAUUGGAAAAUCCUCCUUGCCGUAAUUAGCGUAAAACAGUUUUGCAAAACUUCGGGCCAAAUCAACGACGGCAGCCAUAACUUGAUGAGUUUAAAUAAUUCAAGCCAUGUAGAAAAACCCUCAGAGCCGGCGGACUGCUCCCAACGUGAAAGAUACAGAAAACAACCAGUAGUAAAAGAAUCUUCACGUUUGCGAAAAUGCUGCCCACAUGGAGAAAAUUUGGAUAUAUAUCGCGAAAAUCAAAGUGAUUCUAUGUGCGAUAACGGCAUUUUAAAUUUUGAACCGACUAUAAUAAGUGCUGUCCUGUUUGAUAACUGCAUUGAAGAUUUGGAAAUUCACACUACACUAGACUACGACAUUGGCAAUCCAUGCAACAACUCCCUUCAAUAUGACGACUUUGAGGACGUUUUUUUUGUUUUACAAGACGGGUCAUUAUUAAUUAUUGACAAGUUUGGCAAUGAGUCGUACACAGUGGAAGAAAAUUACUGCUUGGAUAUUGACAAGUCAGGGCAUUUUUUUGCGUUCACAUGUGUCACACAAGUUGACGAACAAAUUGCUUUUGCAAAAGUAAUUUUUGUAGCUGUUUUAAUGCUUAUUUCAAUGCCCUGUCUUUUAUUAGUAAGUUAUUUGCACAUGUCCCUUCGCUCAUUGCGAAACUUGCAUGGACUGUCGCUAAGUUUGAUGUCAUUGAGUCUAGCUUCCGGCUACUUUGUCCAUUCCGUCGUUCACAUAUAUGGCAUCCCAAAACAAGGAUUCAUUGGAUACGUUAUACAGUUUUGUAUUUUAAGCUAUUUUUUUUGGUACUUCUGUAUAUGCUUUAAUGUGCUUUUAAAUGUGUGGUAUAAGUUACCUUGCUGCAUUCAGCUAUCCAAAGGUUUGGCAACGUUAAACUUCGCUUGCUACACUCUGUUGGCUUUUUCUGGACCAGCAACAAUAGUGGCGCUAACUGUUCAAAAAGGAUUGCCAGGAAUGCCGUCUUACUUUCUGCAAGGAUUGACGGAAUCUAUACGUGACUCACAACGUUACUUUAUACCUCCUGUUUCAACGGUACUUUUCCUAAGUUUUUUGAUUAACGUUAUUUCUUUCUUUGGAUUUCAACGGUUAAACGGAAUCGAAAAAGCUACAAAAGGUAAUCAACUCCAACGUAAUGUGAUGUUUGAUCAACAGAAAUAUGAAGAAGUAAAAAAGGACGCCAAAUGCGUUAGCUUACUUGGAAUAAUAAUGCUUAUUAGCUGGCUUCUCGAAAUAGUAACUUUUUACUCUGGAUCGAACUCUAGUUACCUCCUUUUCUGCGACAUGGUGAACGGUCUACAAGGAGUUUGGGUAUUGCUUAUUUUCCUCGUUGUGCGGAGGCGCCGCACAAUAAUUUUACGAUGGUGGUAUGAUCGUGGAUCCCAUGAAAUUGAAGGCACCGAGCUGCAAGCUCUUAGUAAUAAUAACAAUCCCACAUAAUUACAAAAUAUGUAUAAUAUAACUUAUUUCACGUUCAGGUUCAGUUUCAAUAUUACAUUUUUAUAUCAAUGAUUUUCUAGUCGAAAGGAUGAUUUGCUUAAAAAAGACAGAGCUCCGCUGCGUUUUAAAUUAAAACAAGAAAAGAAGCUAGAUUCGGCUAGACAAAGCCUACAUGUAAUAUAUAUCCUUGUAGUCAUCAAAUAUGUCGUACAAAAUACGUAAGGGCAAAUAAACAACAUCGAAGCUAUGGCGAUUUA
Molecule: messenger RNA, 2013 nt
Organism: Drosophila ficusphila
Lineage: Eukaryota; Metazoa; Arthropoda; Insecta; Diptera; Drosophilidae
Product: probable G-protein coupled receptor Mth-like 14
Exons: 8
Coding region: 293-1756 (487 amino acids)
Molecular function (GO): G protein-coupled receptor activity
Source: RefSeq, a predicted model, not a curated record